AUUAGACAGUGCGGGCUCAUUAAUCGGGUAACUAUUCGGCGCCAAGCUGAAAGGAUCGUACCAACAUUAAUAACAAUUUCAUAGUGGUAUCAUCGAUAACGAUACCUAUCUACUUCCAAAGCAAAAAAGAAAAGCUAACUUGAGCUUCACCCGAAGCUACCUCUUUUUUUUUACACCAUCUCCCAUCUCCCAUCUCCCCUCUUAUACGACUUUCAGUCACACGCUCUUAAUUCUCAAAAUGGCCUCAAUUGCGCGAUGCCUUCGGGCAGCUAGACCGUCUACCCUCUCUCGACUGGCACAAGUACCGCGCACGACAUACAACUGGCAACCGGCGACGCUGCGAGCUUUCUCUGCUUCACCGAUAAGAGACAUUCGCAAGUACACCAAAGACCACGAAUGGAUCGACCUGAACGCCGAUAAGACGGCGGGCGUGAUCGGCAUCUCGCAGUACGCCGCCGAGGAGCUGGGCGACGUGGUAUACGUUGAGCUGCCGGAGGAGGGCAAGGUGGUCAGCGCGGGCGACGCCAUCGGCGCCGUGGAGUCGGUCAAGAGCGCCGCCGACAUCAACGCCCCGAUCGCCUGCAAGGUCACCAGCGUCAACCUGGCCCUCGAGGAGAAGCCCGGCACCAUCAACCAGGUCCCCGAGGACGACUCGCACGGCGGCGGCUGGAUCGUCAAGGUCCAGGUCGGCGAGCAGGGCGUCAAGGACUUCGACGCCCUCAUGACCCUCGAGGAGUACAAUGCGUUUACCGGCGAGGAGGAGCACUAGACAUAGUUAAACUUGUAUAUCGAGAGAGAUGGGGAAGUUUGAAAAGGAUAGUGUAAGUGAUGUGAUGUGAUGUGAUGCGAUGUGAUUGAUGAUGAUGAGUUAUGGAUGAGGAAGAGGACAGUCGGAGAGACGUCAAUCAAUCAAUCAUGCAAGCAAGCAAGCAAAGGGAGGGGGGG
This is a messenger RNA of Daldinia caldariorum, 945 nucleotides long. RefSeq names its product glycine cleavage system H protein-like protein. NCBI's taxonomy places the organism in Eukaryota, Fungi, Ascomycota, Sordariomycetes, Xylariales, Hypoxylaceae. Gene Ontology annotation, cellular component: cytoplasm; glycine cleavage complex; mitochondrion. Gene Ontology annotation, biological process: glycine decarboxylation via glycine cleavage system; protein lipoylation. The coding region runs from base 239 to 769 and encodes 176 amino acids. The record is from RefSeq and is a predicted model, not a curated record. The transcript has 2 exons.